CUGUUCCUGUUUCAUGCUAGCUGUCACGCUUGCACGCAAAUUGUGAAAGUUCAAGAGACAGCAAGUGUGAAGAAAGCUCAUUUGUCUGCUUUGGCGGUGAUUGGUGGCCUAAAAUGCUUUCCUUGUCGACGGCCGUUCAACCACAGGUGACUAUUCCCCUGAGUCAGCUCGUCAACGUCGUCCACUCGCUGAAGACCUCCGUUGGAAGCGGCGGUGCCGUCGGCAGGCCGAGAGCACCCCACGAGCACGCCUCUCAGUCGGAACCGCGUUACCCAGAGCCCCUGUGGAACCUCCGGGACCUCGGCCUGUCAGACCUUGGAACGCGGCAGCUCAAUGACUUGGCGCUUCGGGUGUUACCACGUUUGAAUUUACAGGACGCGCCGCCCGCUGUCGUCGCGAGUCGGACAAUGUGGCGAACGUCCCACCUUUCCACGUGCUCCUUUUUUGGAAACAAGCAUGGCUUUCCCCAUCUUGGAAUGUCAGCCCCAGUUGAUUCCAGGCAGAGGCCCUCUCCUCUUCAGUCAGUCUGCACAGAGCUGCAACACUGUUCAGUGUGGAUCCAGCACAGAGGCUUUAAAACAUUAAGGCGCAAAACCAAAAGACUGCAGUCGGCGGCUGUUGAGCGCCCAGUCGAACCAGAAGGUUUCCCUCCAUCUUUCAUGAAGGGCUUCCUGACACGCGACAAGGGCAUCGAUAUGGAAAGUCUUGACAGUCUGACGAAGAUGGUGAACCUCCCCGAUGGACAGCAGGAUGCUUUUAAGAGGGGCUUCGCGGAAGGCUUUCUGAAAGCCCAAACCCUGACUCAACGCACACAAGACUCCCUGAGAAGGAAUCGACUCAUCUUGUUGGCCGUGCUUCUUGUUGGGCUCUAUGGCAUCUCCAAGAUCCCCUUCAUAUCAGUGCGGUUCCGAACCACAACAGGCCUGGACUCCUCAGUGGAUCCUGUCCAGAUGAAAAAUGUGACAUUCGAGCAUGUCAAGGGUGUCGAGGAAGCAAAAAAUGAGCUGCAGGAAGUGGUAGAGUUUCUGAAGAACCCUCAGAAGUUCACGAACCUGGGUGGAAAACUGCCAAAAGGCGUCCUUCUGGUUGGUCCACCAGGGACUGGAAAGACUUUACUGGCCAGAGCGGUGGCGGGGGAAGCAGAUGUUCCUUUCUAUUAUGCCUCAGGGUCUGAGUUUGAUGAGAUGUUUGUUGGAGUCGGAGCCAGCCGCAUCAGGAAUCUUUUCAGAGAGGCGAAAGGGAAUGCUCCAUGCGUCAUCUUUAUUGAUGAACUGGACAGUGUGGGUGGGAAAAGGAUUGAGUCUCCCAUGCAUCCUUACUCUCGGCAAACCAUCAACCAACUGCUUGCUGAGAUGGAUGGGUUCAAACCCAAUGAAGGAGUCAUAAUUAUCGGCGCCACCAACUUCCCCGAAGCGUUAGAUAAUGCUCUGAUCCGCCCGGGACGAUUUGACAUGCAGGUCACUGUCCCCAAACCAGAUGUGAAAGGACGAACGGAGAUUCUCAAUUGGUAUCUCAGAAAGAUUAAAGUGGAUGCAGCCAUAGAGGCCAAGAUUAUCGCACGCGGCACUGUGGGUUUUUCUGGCGCUGACUUGGAAAAUCUGGUGAACCAGGCUGCCCUGAAGGCAGCAGUAGAUGGUAAAGACAUGGUCACCAUGAAGGAGCUGGAGUUUGCCAAGGACAAAAUCCUCAUGGGCCCCGAGAGAAGGAGUGCUGAAAUCGACAAGAAGAACAAGAUCAUCACAGCAUACCAUGAAUCGGGCCACGCUAUUGUGGCUUAUUACACCAAAGACGCCAUGCCCAUCAACAAAGCCACUAUCAUGCCAAGGGGCCCCAGUCUGGGACAUGUGUCAAUGCUGCCGGAGAACGAUCGCUGGAGUGAGACGCGCUCUCAGUUGCUGGCUCAGAUGGAUGUCAGCAUGGGCGGGCGAGUCGCAGAGGAGAUCAUAUUUGGCCACGAGUUCAUCACCACUGGAGCAUCAAGUGACUUUGAUAGUGCCACCAAGAUUGCGAAGAUGAUGGUGACAAGAUUUGGAAUGUGUGAGAAGUUGGGUGUGAUGACCUACAAGAACAUGACAGAACAAAGUCCAGAGACUCAAGCAGCUGUGGAGCAUGAAAUCAGAGUUUUACUGAGGGAUUCUUACGAGCGAGCCAAAGUCCUCUUGAGGACUCAUGCCAAAGAGCACAAGAACCUCGCUGAUGCGCUGCUCUUGUAUGAGACGCUGGAUGCCAAAGAGAUCCAGCUGGUCUUGGAGGGAAAGACCCUGGAGACCAGAUGAAAGCCACCAGGGAAACACAAAGACGUGGGCCUGGUUUUGUUUUUUACUAAGGGACUCCUCGGGGCUUGUGGAAACGAGAUGUGAAUCUACGCGUUAGAAAAUCUUAGUGUGGUGUGAUGUCCCAUCUUGAUUUCUGUUACUGUUACGUAAUGUUAUAAUAUCCCCACGUGAGCGCUUAAAUGCUCAUUUACUUCAAGGCUUUAAGUGUGCUCCAUUUUAAACUCGUGCAUUCAAAUAGUGUCUGCUGCAUGUACUUAGAGCUCCUCCUGGAUACACUGAGUCAUCGUGCUGGCACAAUAGUAAAUAACGACAUUUUCAUGCUCAGGGCACUCAGUUGGUACAUGAAUGUAAAUAAGUACGCACAACAAUCAUGAAAUGCUGCUGAGCAUGUGAUUAUCUUGUACAUUAUUGUUUAAGAAUGAAGUUAUUUAAGUUCAGCUGCAUGUGCAUUUAACAUUAGCAGCGGGAGCCAAUCCAGUUCUUGAUUGGUACUGUACUUAUUUCCUUGUUUUACCUUCGAUGGCUUCAUGUAUGAUUGGCUUAACAUCAACUCAACAACUGUUUCUACUUUGUUUUUUCAAUGAGGUGGCCUUUGGGGGAAUGUACGGUGUGUAUGGUUUGUCUUUUAUGAAAUCACAUUUCAUCACGGCACUUUUAAAAUGCACACAAAGAACAGGUUCUGUGUCCAGAUGGGACUUAAAAGUGCUGCUGAGUGGUAAGAAAAGCAACUGUGUAUGUUUUUGUAGUGCGCUACACAUCUUGAAAGUAGUCAGUAGUUACUGGUGGCCUACUUGGAAAAUUGCAUUGUCAACCAAACUAUCAUGUAACCAAGAACUUAAUUGUGCUGCGUGGCGAAAGCAAGGCUUUGCUUGUUUUUGUUGUUUCAGUGAGUAGCAACCAAUAUUAGCACAAUCUUUUGCUGCCCACUUUUAGCUUUUUACAAACGUGAUUCAUUUUGUGGGGUGCUGGUUAAUCUGUCAAUUUUUACUGGGAUUGGCUGGCGACCAGUUGAGGGUGAACCGCGUGAGGAGAAGGGCUAUGGAAAUCGGAUGGAUGGAAAUGUCAAUUUUCGUUUUAUUUGUCAUUUUUCCCUUUAGUGUGGAUGGUGCAUUUGCUUCUGGGCUUUUGCCCAUGAUGAGCUGUAUACAAGAGUGGGAUCUAAUAAGAGAAUUGUAAAUAGAUGUAUGAAAAAUAAAACAUCCGUGUGCACACUGA
Messenger RNA from Phycodurus eques (leafy seadragon), 3491 nucleotides. Its product is annotated as ATP-dependent zinc metalloprotease YME1L1-like. Gene Ontology annotation, biological process: mitochondrion organization; protein quality control for misfolded or incompletely synthesized proteins. Gene Ontology annotation, molecular function: ATP-dependent peptidase activity; ATP hydrolysis activity; metalloendopeptidase activity. The transcript is spliced from 18 exons. The record is from RefSeq and is a predicted model, not a curated record. Gene Ontology annotation, cellular component: mitochondrial inner membrane. NCBI's taxonomy places the organism in Eukaryota, Metazoa, Chordata, Actinopteri, Syngnathiformes, Syngnathidae. The coding region runs from base 114 to 2276 and encodes 720 amino acids.